Messenger RNA from Alternaria rosae, 1629 nucleotides. RefSeq lists its product as uncharacterized. The coding region runs from base 397 to 1572 and encodes 391 amino acids. The transcript has 3 exons. Lineage: Eukaryota; Fungi; Ascomycota; Dothideomycetes; Pleosporales; Pleosporaceae. The record is from RefSeq and is a predicted model, not a curated record.
CAUUGUCCAACAUCAUCAUAACCAGACUCGCAAUGACUAUCAUCCUACCCCAAGAAGCUAUGCCCAUUAUAUUUCCCAAAGCAGACAAAAACUUGACCAAUACGCACUGCCGACGAGGCCUUGUUCUCACCACGAGGUAUGGGACCGGGGUUUAGCGUGGCAAUGUCUUGCAGUUCGAGCUAUACCCAUCAUGGCAAGUACAGCGGCCAUUUCUUGACCCACAUUUCGCUGCAAACCUAUACACGCGGUCCUACGCUAAGGUGUAGAUAGCUGCCAAUGGUGUCAUUUGCUAUUGUCAACGUCCAUCUCGCGAUGAUCUAGCAUUUAACUUGUCUUGUCGUCUGUUUGUAGCAUUAUCGGAAGCAGUGCGCGAGGAAAUACUACUAUCUCAUAAAUAUGUUAUCGAUCAAUCCAGUCUUGACGCCUAUGGGCUUUGCGGCUUUCUUGGUCGUACUCGCGCUCAGCUUGCUAUGGCGGACACAGAAGGCUUCGAGCAAAAGCCGCUAUCGAUCUUAUGACGUGAAGCAAAAAGUGCCAUCGAUAUCUUUCAAGACACCAUUGCCAAAACCCGCGGAGGACUACAAACUUGAACUUACGGACCCCAAGCUCUAUCGACCCUUUCGUCAUGGCCCGAACUUUGUCACAAUGGGGAUCCGGAAAAUGGACUGGAACGAAUGGAUUGAAAUGGAUUCGAAUUUCAUCCCCUACCACGAUGCCAAGGUUCGAGAGCUCGAAAAAGAUCUCAAAUCCCGGGUACAAUAUGUCGACAACGAAGUUACGCGUCUAGCAUGCUUUGAAGUAUUGGAAGAGCUGACGCAAUAUCUUACGCAUCGCUAUCCAGAAGUCUUCCAAUUACAUGGCAACAUCCUCCGUAAUACAGUCACUGGUGAAGAGUUUCAGUAUCCGGCACCGAACCCAACGGAAGCGAUGGUUACAGCAGCAAAGCUUGUCCAGGAUGAUCUUGUAGUUAUGGUAUUGAAUGAUGAUGGCCAAUACCACAUCGAUGCCGGAGCAGUCUGCCUACCUGGGUUCUGGCGGUUGACUGAGAAAUACCGCAUGUCACUCGACGAACUCCACAUCGAAGCCGGUGUACCACACUACCAAGAGAAGCUGCAAAAAGCCAUGAACCGUUUCUUUGUAAAUAUGACGUGUGAGAAACCUGUCAUUCGGAACAAUUUCUUCAUCCAACUGGACGACGAUCUUGCGUGGUCACACCGCAUGGGCGAUCAAAACUCCAAUACGGUCGCCUCCUGGGCCACCGCCAACUCGAAAGGUCUUCGUGUUGAGGACAUCCACUUUCGCUCGGAAAGACAAUCACUGAGACGGCUACCGAAGUCUAAAGCUCUACUUUUCACUAUCCGAACGUACUUCGAGCCGGUUACGACUAUCGCGAAGGAGCCGCAUGUGCCAGGAAGACUGGCCGAGGCUAUCAGAAGCUGGGAUGAUACGGUUAGUUACUACAAAGGAAGGGAACACUGGGAAGGAUUCUUACUUCCGUAUCUGGAUGAGGAGCACAGGAAGCAGGUUGAUAGCGGGGUGUUGGAGAAGCCGGAGGGCGAGUUCCCGUUUUGAGUGUGGGAUUUCAUGUACAGACCUAGCAUAGAUAUACUUUGUUGCAUAAAAAAUACG